UAUAAAAACGCAUGUGUAUAUUAUACCGUCGAAUUGAGCCUCCUUUCUUGAAGUCAGUUGAAAAUGACAUCCAAAGUGAGUAGCAAAAAAUGGAUAAGCGAAGAAACUCCAGAUGAAGAGGAAUUGUUUAAUCACUGCUCUGAAAUGGAGAUAGUCUGUUUUGCCAUAACUAAAGUUAUACUAGCCGCAGAUAGCAAAUGGAAUGGCAAUAUGAGUAAGAAGUACGAGCACUCGUUGACAAAUCGUAAAUAUAUUAUGGAUCUAGUUAAUAUACAGGUAUUGGACCAAAUAAUAGAGUAUUUAUCGAAGGUUGUUAAAUCUUUUUAUAAGUUGCACCCGAGAUUGGCGAGACUGAAGAAAGAUGAGGGUUUAAUAUUGAGUAAGCACGACAGAGUUUACGAUAAGCUGUGUAGUAGGAGAUUUGUAAUGCUGCAAGCUAUUAACAGUCUCAUAACUACUAUCCUGUCGGCGUGCCUGCAUAGAGAAGAUUCGAGGAAAAUGAUGGAAUCUUGUUUAAGUUUGGUGGGCAUCUACAACGACCUACUCGGCUGUAGUCAUAAAAAGUUCGUGGCGAAAUUCAACACAUGUAGCAACACUUACCCGAGCACUAUAAGCGAAACCAGACCUAUUACUAUGACUAAAAUUGUACAAGUGCUGUCAAAAAGUCGCACGGAGACGAACUGUCGUCGUCUGAUCGCGUGCCUGGUGACGAUGUACCGACCGGACGACGACACAGACACCGCCAGCGCUGACAGCCUCGAGAUAUACCAAACCUUAACGAAGCACAUAACUCCACCCACUUCAUCUAUACCCCGACGCACCGAGGACCAAGAUAUAGUCAAAAAUAGAAAAUGCAAAAUGAAACAGGCACAGAGCCUCAUAGACAUAAAGAACUGCCAGAAGAUUCUAGAAGAAAGCCGACAGAACUCCGACUCGGAGGUGCCUUAUACGUCGCUGCUGAGCGCUGGAGGCAUUCUGGAUAACAUAUUGAAUAGUGAAGAAAACGUCAACGAAAUUCUCCAAAGUGAAGAAAUAUUCAUCGAGAUCCUAUUAGACACUGUAGCAAAUAUGACACCAGCCUUAUUGGGUCCUAAAGGGGUCAAAAAACUAAAGUCAGGCCAAGUACACGCUAGUAGGAAGUCAGCUCAGAAAGUGACGGAGUAUUACCAGAACUUACUGUGGGGAGAUGUUGGCAGCUGCCUAGAACACAUCGUCCUUUGGUGGUCUUCCUAUCCCCUUGCUAUGAGAUCACCUCAGGCGUGCCAAAACCUUAGACAGUGGUUAUUUACUACAUUCAACGACAAAAACACUCCCGACCUAGUGCUGUCGUCGCUCAGGAUACUGGCUGACGCAUUAGGGUGCCACGUCACUUCUACAUCGUGGGACAAACUUUUUGGGGCAACACUGACAACAAACUUGAACGUGUGUUCUCUGAAACAGUACCCUGAUCUCUCAAUAAACGUUACACACGUGACACAAUCGGGUGCUAACUUUGCAGUAAUGCUCCAAGACUUAGUGACUCUCAACAACCACUGCGAAGUGACAUGGGACUACAUACUCGGGGCGCCGCUUGAGGACCUACCUAUAGUGGAGCAGAUUCCUAUAUUACAUAGACUAGACCACUCUAUCCACACAUACCGUCUAUGGACCCUGGCGGAGUCACGUCGGCUGGUCAGCAACUGGUGUAUGGACGACUUCUUCCGAGUGACACAAAAUGAUAUGACUGUGUGUGCGGAGCAAAUAGCGAACUUGCGCUUCGCGGAUCAUACUGCUACUAUUGAGGCUGGUAAAAUUGGUGAACAUGAAAACGUUUGUGCGAAAAUGAGAGAGAAGCUUGUGUCUGAAGUUAAAACUAACAUUGAGAAAUUAAAAGGAGCAACAGACGAGAUCACCGCGGUGGUAUCAUCAGUGUGCGCGACCACCAGUCUGGCUCACCUGACCAUGGUUUUCCCUAGUAACGCUGACUGGAGGAAAGUCACUCGGCCCCCUAGUGUGGUACAUUCCGCGUAUGUUAGAGACUUUCUGGAGAAGAUGUUGUAUCCUGUUAUCAAAGCGACAGAAGAUAUCACAACUCUGAACAUGAUAUUGAGGAUUACAUGCGAGUCCUGGCUACACCACAUAUACGUCGCUAAAGUCAAGUUUACAAAGGAUGCGGCAGUCCAACUCCUGGCGGAUUUCAACGAAGUGCGGGUCUGGAUCAACGAGUGCAAAUCCCUCACACCCGCUGCCAAAAAACAGAUGCUACAGAAUGAAGUACUCAGGCGCUGCGAGGGCGUCGGAAGAUUGUUACUGCACGCGCCGGGAGAUCUCAUAUCCAUGCAAGAAUCCACUAUGCAGUCCGCCAAAAUAAGAAAAGACGAUAGCGAUACGCCCGAGCAACUAAUGCCAGCGGAGAUGUACGUCCCAAAUCAGAAACAAUGGCUGACUCUACGCGCCGGAAAAUUAAAGGGUGCAGUCGCUUUCACACUUUGUUGCUUAGUUUUAUAAAA
Molecule: messenger RNA, 2489 nt
Organism: Aricia agestis (brown argus)
Lineage: Eukaryota; Metazoa; Arthropoda; Insecta; Lepidoptera; Lycaenidae
Exons: 18
Coding region: 64-2487 (807 amino acids)
Source: RefSeq, a predicted model, not a curated record